Molecule: messenger RNA, 514 nt
Organism: Melospiza melodia melodia
Lineage: Eukaryota; Metazoa; Chordata; Aves; Passeriformes; Passerellidae
Product: molybdopterin synthase catalytic subunit
Exons: 4
Coding region: 10-477 (155 amino acids)
Biological process (GO): Mo-molybdopterin cofactor biosynthetic process
Cellular component (GO): cytosol
Molecular function (GO): molybdopterin synthase activity
Source: RefSeq, a predicted model, not a curated record
UAUUGUGAUAUGGAAGAAAACGAAGAUGUGCCAAAAGAUUUUAUCAAGCUCAAGUCUGAAAAGCUCUCUGUAGAUGAAGUGUCAGAGCUGGUUGUUUCACCAUACUGUGGGGCAGUGUCUCUGUUCAUUGGUACUACAAGAAAUAAUUUUGAAGGAAAAAAAGUGAUUCACUUAGAAUAUGAAGCAUAUACUUCAAUGGCAGAGACUGAAAUAAGGAAAAUCUGCAGAGAUGUUAGACAGAAAUGGCCUUCAGUCAAACAUAUUGCAGUGCACCACAGGCUUGGUGUGGUUCCAAUAACUGAAGCAAGUGUAAUUAUUGCAGUCUCCUCUCCGCACAGAGCAGAAUCCCUUGAAGCAGUGAUGUACUGCAUCAAUACCUUAAAAGCAUCUGUUCCUAUAUGGAAAAAGGAGAUUUAUGAGGAUGAAUAUUCUUGGAAAGAAAACAAGGAAUGCUUUUGGGCAAAUUCAGAAAAAUAAUUGUACUUCUUUGAAAAUAAAGUGUUACUCUUCCUAA